Molecule: messenger RNA, 1133 nt
Organism: Symphalangus syndactylus (siamang)
Lineage: Eukaryota; Metazoa; Chordata; Mammalia; Primates; Hylobatidae
Gene: PLA2G2E
Product: phospholipase A2 group IIE
Biological process (GO): arachidonate secretion; phospholipid metabolic process; lipid catabolic process
Molecular function (GO): phospholipid binding; calcium ion binding
Source: RefSeq, a predicted model, not a curated record
CUGCUUUCUUCUGCUGCCUUUUGUGCUCCUUGUGCACCUCCCUUCCCCCCAACCUGGGAUGAAACCUCCCCACGUGCUGGUGUUCCUUUGCCUCCUGGUGGCUCUGGUCACCGGGAACCUGGUCCAGUUUGGGGUGAUGAUCGAGAAGAUGACAGGCAAGUCUGCCUUGCAGUACAACGACUAUGGCUGUUACUGCGGCAUCGGUGGCUCCCACUGGCCGGUGGACCAGACUGACUGGUGCUGCCACGCCCACGACUGCUGCUACGGGCGUCUGGAGAAGCUGGGCUGUGAGCCCAAACUGGAAAAGUAUCUUUUCUCUGUCAGCAAACAUGACAUUUUCUGCGCCGGCAGGACCACCUGCCAGCAGCUGACCUGCGAGUGUGACAAGAGGGCUGCCCUCUGCUUUCGCCGCAACCUGGGCACCUACAACUGCAAAUAUGCCCAUUAUCCCAACAAGCUGUGCACCGGACCCACCCCGCCCUGCUGAGGCUAUGCUUGGCCUCCUCCUUGUGCCUGGAGGUCCCACCUCGGGCUGCUGUAGUCCCAAGCCUGGGGAACAUUGGCACCAAAGGCCCCCCCUUUGGAAAAUUCCUUUCCUGCAAACUCAUCCCUGCUUGAGAGCUCAGAGAUAUGUCCUGGACCAUCACUAGCCUCCCAGGCUACCCCUUCUCUGUAGAAAGAACCCUUCCCCAAGAGCCAUGGACCCUUCAGCAUCCGGAAGACUGUCACCAGCUUCUGGGAUCUCAGCUCCCUCUUCUGAAUAAGUGAAUAAUGUUUUCCCAUAAUUCUAACGUUGAGUCUCAAAUUCUGUCAAUCAUUCUAGAAUUUAAUUCACUAGAGUUUCAUUCAUACAUUAAUUUUCUGAUCACCUACCUUGUGCUGACAGCAUGCACUGGAAUCAGUGGGAACAAGUCUGACAUGGGUGGCCCUGCCUGCAAUUCCAGCAUUAAAUUCUUUUAAUUUUCCAUGACAGUAAGUUUCUGUGUUUUUUUGUUUUUUGUUUUUUUGAGACAGAGUCUCGCUCUGUCACCCAGGCUGGAGUGCAGUGAUGCAAUCUCUGCUCACUGCAUGCUCCGCCUCCUGGGUUCACACCACUCUCCUGCCUCAGCCUCCCGAGUAGCUGGGACUACAGG